This is a messenger RNA of Hyaloscypha bicolor E, 1101 nucleotides long. RefSeq lists its product as uncharacterized. Gene Ontology annotation, molecular function: transmembrane transporter activity. The transcript is spliced from 2 exons. Gene Ontology annotation, biological process: transmembrane transport. The record is from RefSeq and is a predicted model, not a curated record. Bases 96 to 887 code for a protein of 263 amino acids. NCBI's taxonomy places the organism in Eukaryota, Fungi, Ascomycota, Leotiomycetes, Helotiales, Hyaloscyphaceae.
UGCCAACAUCUGGGGCAGAAGAUGCCUCAUGAUUGGGAGUUCAGUUGCUGAUUGCUGGCCGUUUAUUGCAAGGUGUUGGAGCAGGAGGAACCAAUAUGUUGAUCGAGCUCAUCAUUUGUGACCUUGUUCCUCUGCGGGAGAGAAGUAAGUUUCUGGGCAUCAUUCUUGGGACGUUCACAGUGGGAACAGCUAUUGGUCCCUUUCUGGGUGGAGUCGUUGCGCAGAGCACAGAUUGGAGAGUAAGUCUAUUUCCUCUCCUCCUCCCCUUCCUCCAAGUCCACUACACCAAAGAAUCCACCUUCAGCAAAAAACUAAAACACAUCGACUGGAUCGGCAACCUAGUCCUGAUCCCCUCUCUAAUCAGCAUCCUCAUCGCCCUCACGGAUGCCGAUACCAAAGCCCCCUGGUCCUCUUUCCGGAUUCUCGUGCCUCUAAUCCUCGGCUUUCUCGGGCUUAUAUCCUUCCAACUCUACGAAUCCUCCCUCUCUGCGUCGAGCCCACCAUCUCCACCCGAUUAUUCUCGAACCGCACGCAAUCUACUUCCUACCUAUGUAUUUCCAGUCCGUUCUGGCGUCUUCACUUUCGAGAUCUGGCGUGCAACUCCUCCCCACAUUCAUGAUCCUGCUCCCCUUCGCCAUCAUCUCCGGGCUCGCGAUCACGAAACUAGGAAGGUAUUGGCCGAUGCUCCAUGCGGGAUUUGCGGUGUCACGAUACCUAUUGCCGUGUUUAACAACCAGUUCAGCAAACUACUUUACCGGAUUUCGGAUCCGGCCGUGAGGGCAUUGCUGGCGAAUGGACAGGGAUAUGAACAUGCGAGCAGGACGUUUAUUGACAGGUUUGGGGGAGGGUUAGAGAGAAGAUUGAGGGUGUUUAUACGGAUGCAUUGAGGAUGGUAUGGAUUGUUGGGGCGGCGAUUUGUGGGGUCGGGUUUCUCUUGGUGUUUGUCGAGAAGGAGAUUAAGUUGAGGACGGAGUUGAAGAGCGAGUAUGGGAUGAAGGAGCAGAAGAAGACGAACAGUGGGGAUGCUGGUGUUGAGGCUGGCGAUUAGAUCUCUCAUGGUGUGUGGCAGCAUUCUUUAUUGUCAGAGAAAAAGAGAGAGGC